AUGCGUACCUACUAUGGCGCCGUGGUCAACCCGCAAACGCUGACCGAGUCUCAGCUUCUGCCUCGAUGCCUCCUAGCGGUAGGGGAUGUAGGUACGAUCGAAUGGAUUGUCGAAGACGUAGAGGGCUCGCUGGUACAGGAGACGCUCGCUCAGAAAUGUUGCGUGGAUGCGGAAGUCACUGAGCUGCGUCACGGCGAGUUUCUCAUGCCAGGCUUCGUCGAUACCCACACGCAUGCCCCGCAGAAGCCGAACAUUGGGAGCGGGCAGCAGUACGAGCUACUGGACUGGCUGAAGCACGUCACGUUCCCGAUGGAGGCGAAGUUCGCUGACGUCGACUUCGCGCGGCGCACCUAUGAGUCCGUCGUCCAGCGUAUCAUCAACUGCGGUACCACGACAUGCUGCUACUAUGCCACGUUGCACCUUGAGGCUAGCAAGAUCCUUGCUGACAUAGUGCACGCGAGAGGCCAGCGCGCAUUCAUCGGGAAAUGCAACAUGGACAGGAACAGCCCCGACCACUACCGCGAAGCCUCACCCGAAGCGUCUCUCGCAGACACGGAAGCGCUCAUCGCGCAUAUUACAACAUACCCGCCGAGCACCCCGCAGCGAGUGUCCGCUAUCCUCACACCCCGCUUUGCUAUCUCUUGCACGCCUCCAUUGCUAUCCGGUCUCGGUACGCUUGCGGCAUCAGACCCAGCGCUGCGUAUUCAGACUCAUAUAUCGGAGAACCGAGGCGAGAUCGCGUUCACGAAGGAGCUUUUCCCGGACUGCGCUACCUACGCGCACGUGUACGACAAGUUUGGAUUGCUGAGGGGGAACACCGUGCUUGCACACGCGAUCCAUCUUGAGCCUGCAGAAGUUGCAUUGAUCAAGGAGCGCAACGCUGGCAUUAGCCACUGCCCCACUAGCAACUUCAAUCUGAGCAGCGGCGUCGCCCCUGUAGGGGAAUACCUCGACAAGGGCAUCAAGGUCGGCCUCGGGACGGACGUUUCUGGCGGCUUCUCCCCAUCCAUUCUCAACGCCGUCCAAAACGCCAGCAUCGCAUCCAAAGUCAUCGCCAUGCGCGCACCAGGCGCAGCCUCACCCACCACAUUUGCCAACCGGCAGCUCUCUGUGAACACCUUGCUCUACCUUGCGACCCUCGGCGGCGCCCAGGUGUGCGCGCUGGAUGCCCACAUUGGGAACUUCGCGCCUGGCAAGGCGUUUGAUGCGUUGUUGGUCAACUGCCGAAAUGACUCUGGGAACCCAAACCUCUGGGGCGUCGACCCGGAUAUCCAUGUCGGGGAUAACCUUAUGGGCCUCUUGGAGCGCUUCCUGUUCUGUGGGGACGAUAGGAACAUCUCGGCGGUGUACGUGCAGGGCAGGCUCAUCGGAGGAACGUCUUAUAGGGCGUAA
Messenger RNA from Schizophyllum commune H4-8, 1392 nucleotides. Its product is annotated as guanine deaminase. The record is from RefSeq and is a predicted model, not a curated record. Gene Ontology annotation, cellular component: cytosol. Gene Ontology annotation, molecular function: guanine deaminase activity; zinc ion binding. Lineage: Eukaryota; Fungi; Basidiomycota; Agaricomycetes; Agaricales; Schizophyllaceae. The transcript is spliced from 5 exons. The coding region runs from base 1 to 1392 and encodes 463 amino acids. Gene Ontology annotation, biological process: guanine catabolic process.